Messenger RNA from Adineta steineri, 888 nucleotides. NCBI's taxonomy places the organism in Eukaryota, Metazoa, Rotifera, Eurotatoria, Adinetida, Adinetidae. The record is from the annotation of a GenBank genome assembly.
AUGAGUGAAAAUAAAACAACACUCAUGCGUACAGUAUUAAAUGAAAAACAAUUACUAACAUUACGUACAUGUUAUGAUGUAAAUCCUCGACCAGAUGCUAUUAUGAGAGAACAACUUGCUGAAAUGACACGAUUAUCAUCACGUGUUAUACAUACUUGGUUUCAAAAUAAGCAAUGUAAAGAUAAAAAGAAAAGUGCAUUAGCAAAACAAAUUCAAGAAGAACAAAAAGUUCUUACAAGUCUUAAUCAUAGUAUACCAUUAGGUGCAUCAUCACAUAUACCAGAUGAUAUGAAUAUUGGCUUACCACCGCCAUCACAUAUACCAGAUGAUAUGAAUAGUAUGAGUAAAAAUAAAACAACACUUAUGCGUACAGUAUUAAAUGAAAAACAAUUACUAAUGUUACGUACAUGUUAUGGUGUAAAUCCUCGACCAGAUGCUCUUUUGAAAGAACAACUUGCUGAAAUGACACAAUUAUCAUCACGUGUUAUACAUGUUUGGUUUCAAAAUAAGCAAUGUAAAGAUAAAAAGAAAAAUGCAUUAGCAAAACAAAUUCAAGAAGAACAAAAAGUUCUUACAAGUCUUAAUCAUAGUAUACCAUUAGGUGCAUCAUCACAUAUACCAAAUGAUAUGAAUAUUGACUUACCAUCACCAUCACUUGAUGAAGUACAAUAUCAUUCAGAUGAUCCACGGAAAACGGAUAAUGAAACAUAUCCAUCAUUUUCAAAUGAUUAUCAUCAUUCACAACAACAACAGCAAACUUUUCAUGAUAAUGUUUUAAAUGGUCUUGCUUUAGAAGAUGAUAGCAAUUGUUUUGAUACAUCAGAAUUUAAUGAAGAACAUAGUGACACUAUUUGUGAUGGAAGUGCAAUCGAUCAAUUAACUCUCUGA